AUGGAGAACCUUGAUUGUCGUAAAAUUCGUCGACGCCGUCAAGUUCCGUAUCAUGGUAUUGAACCAUAUUUGGGCGCAUACGAUCCCAAUUAUUACUUACAAAUACCUCAAAGCGUUUAUUAUGGAACAGAUGGUGUGCAAUAUCAGUUAAAUGGAAAUAUCAUUCGAUAUCCUGGAGGACUAAAUGUUCUAGAAGCAGUCACACAAUUUCCAACACCCGUUAAUAAUCUCAAUGCAGGAUUCUAUAAUCCACAAAGUUACAAUGCGUAUCCGGGUGGUGGUGGUGGGUAUUAUUAUGGUAAUAAUAAUAAUAUGCGUUUACCAUCUGAAACUGGUUGGUAUUCAGCGAAUUAUGUGAGAACAAAUAUAGUCAAAAUUCCAUACAGUAAUUCAAUUAAAAUUAAAUCGAAUAUUUUUAUACUUUUAAUGUUAUUUUACUCAUAUUUUGUUGUACAUAUUUUAUAG
Molecule: messenger RNA, 465 nt
Organism: Didymodactylos carnosus
Lineage: Eukaryota; Metazoa; Rotifera; Eurotatoria; Philodinida; Philodinidae
Source: the annotation of a GenBank genome assembly